UACCUGCUGGUGAAGGAGAGGACCGCUCCGUACGUAGCUUGACUGGAACGGCGAUAUGGACAUGUAGCUGUCUGAGGCCUAUAUAAAUCCAUCAUGCUGAGCCACUGUCGGAAACAGUUCUAAUCCAGGUUUGUUUCGAAGGAUCUGAAGAUGGUUGAAAACGUCGAUGAAAAAUCACGACUUAUCUUGGCCGAAUUAAACGGCAAACCAAAAGGAUGCUGUCAACGCCACGUGCUCUCCGUCUUGGGAUUCCUUGGGUUUUUCAUGUCAUAUGUCUUGAGAGUCAGUUUCAAUGUGGCACUGGUUGCCAUGGUAAACAAGACACAAACAGCGAAUACGUCACACCCGUCAGAAUGCCCAGUUGAUGUGCAUGACAAUGGUACAGCUGAUGAUUCAUCUCCAACUGGUGAAUUCGACUGGAGUCCCCAGACCCAAGGCACCAUCCUUGGUGCCUUCUACUAUGGUUACAUGAUCACCCAAAUUCCCGGAGGUAUCAUCUCAGAGAGAUUUGGCGGCAAAUGGCCAUUUGGUGUCGGGGUCUUGCUGACCGGUAUCCUGACUUUACUUACACCAGUUGCCGCCAGGACUGAUGUGUCGCUGCUGGUUGUGCUAAGGGUUCUUGAAGGACUGGGUGAGGGAAUUACAAUUGGAGCCUACUACGCUCUCAUUGGGAAAUGGUCACCGCCACUGGAGAGAAGUUUCAUGGUUUCCCUUGGUUUCGUUGGGACGGAAGUGGGCACAGUCGUAGCCAUGCCGAUCACAGGGUGGCUCUGUGAAUAUGGCUUUGACGGGGGCUGGCCCUCUGCAUUUUAUAUAUUUGGCUCUGCGACGUGCGUGUGGUUUCUCUUCUGGGCUGUCCUCGUUUCAAGUUCACCGGCCGAGCAUCCCCGGAUCUCAGAGGAAGAAAAGAAAUACAUCAUAAAGAUGAUUGGUGAUUCAAGCAAGACCAAGCUGGCCGUGCCAUGGAAAGCGCUCCUCACCUCCCCUACCAUCCUAGCGUUCGUAAUGCUUCACACAAGUGCUAUGUACCUCUUCUACACAAUUCUGACAGACCUUCCGACCUACAUGAGCACAAUCCUGCACGUUGACAUUGGCAAGAAUGGCGUGUUGUCGUCGUUGCCAGCCCUAGCCUUCGUUAUACUCGGGUUCACUUCCGGUUACAUCGCCGACUUGAUCCUGGCUAAAGGCUAUCUGAGGUUGGUGACCGUGCGGAAACUUUGUACAGCAAUUGGAAUGUUCUUGCCGGCUGCGGCGAUAAUUGGCGCCGGUUACAUCGGCUGUAACUACAUUCUCGGGGUCGCCCUGCUGACCAUCAGCGCCGGUCUCCAAGCCGUGGCGCUUUCGGGGUACUAUUCAAAUCUGGUGGAUAUAGCACCACCUUUCGCGGGGACGAUCAGCGGUAUUGGGAACACAUUUGGGACGGCCGCGGGCAUAGCGGCUCCGGCGGUGGUUGGGGCGCUGACCAAUAAUAAUCAAACACAAGAACAAUGGCGGAUCAUCUUUCUGAUCGCGGGUUUCCUGAGUAUGGUGUCCUCCAUUCCUUAUCUUAUAUUCGGCACAGCGGAGCGUGCACCGUGGAGCUUUGAGAGAGAGGAAAACGCGCCAACGAAAUCGGGGUUGACGGCAUUGGCGCUAAACACGGCAAAGAAGAAGAAUAACGAUGAGGUGCGUUUACAGGAGAAUCUCUCGUGAUGAGUGAUUAAACAAUGCUUGUGACAGAGGAGAUAAACGGGGGAAUCCGUUCUACUGGUGUAGUAUCUCACCCCGCGACCAGAAAGACCACGAUGUACUAAUUAUCAACCUAAAGUUUAUUCCUUGUUCCUUGUUUACUCCCUGAACAAAAUAAAUACAUUUUGAUGUACA
Messenger RNA from Lineus longissimus, 1863 nucleotides. Its product is annotated as sialin-like. The transcript has 10 exons. Bases 151 to 1692 code for a protein of 513 amino acids. Gene Ontology annotation, molecular function: transmembrane transporter activity. Lineage: Eukaryota; Metazoa; Nemertea; Pilidiophora; Heteronemertea; Lineidae. Gene Ontology annotation, biological process: transmembrane transport; monoatomic anion transport. Gene Ontology annotation, cellular component: plasma membrane. The record is from RefSeq and is a predicted model, not a curated record.